AUGUUUGUAUUUUCAGUUGCAGAGGGCAGAGAAACGCCGGUCGCCACAGUGGUUGAUACAAACAGUGGACAUGGAGAUGAGCCAUGCCCGCGCAGCUCAGUCAAUUUGAUUGACCACAGUCGGCGACACCGAACUGCCUUUACCCGGGAACAACUGUCCCGCCUGGAGCAAGAAUACCUCAAGGAGAGCUACGUUUCUCGACCGAGGAGAUGCGAAAUGGCGACAGCCCUGAACCUCCCCGAGACUACAAUUAAGGUAGCUUACCCUACUACACACAUGGAAAUUAUAUUUAAAUGUCAAAUGAGUUUUGACAAAUGAGUAAUGACAUAUUCAAAUUAGUUUUUACCUCUCAUUCUUGUUCAUUUUGAGAGCUAAGCCUACACUUGGCAUACUGACAGCCAAGCAGCCUGCCUUAUGCAGGGGCCCUGACCAACUUAGUCACUUUAAUAUGCAUAUAAACGACUUUACCUUUAUCUAAACUAUUUGAGGAUCUUUUAUGAAUGACAAGGAAUGCAAGGCAUGACUUCAUAAAUGAGGGAGUUUAGCAACAGCUUCUGGCAUCUACUUUUUCAUAGGUAGGGAGUGUCAGCUCAGGCUUCCGAACUACCAGUUUAACAGUGAUGGUCCAACCUUAACUGAAUGUAACCUAUACAAAGCACAUUUGUGAUGUAUUAUAGUGUGGGUCUACUGUAAUUUAUCAGAGAAAUGUGAAGCAGCCCAGGUUAAGUGGGCAUCUCGGUUGGUCCCUCCUUCCUUCCCCUCUCAUCCUCCUGUCUCUCCUCCCCAACCCCAGGUAUGGUUCCAAAACAGGCGAAUGAAGGACAAGAGGCAGCGUCACUCUCUCAGCUGGCCACACCCCCUGGACCCCAACCUGUGUGCCCUCAUGGUGAGCCAGGCUGCAGCAGGCCUACCUUACCCCUUUCUCCCCCACCUCCCCCUGCACCUCUACUCUCACCUCGGGGUGGGGACAGGUGCCCCCUCUGUUCCCAGCCACUUCGCUGCUCCCCUCAGGCCACUGGAUCCCCUGCGCCUCUCUCACUCCCCCUACUCCAGGCCAGGUGGUCUACCCCCAACGGCCCUCUACCCCCAUUCCAAUGUGAUGCACCAUCCCACCACAUGCCCCUGCCCCCUCUGCCUCCACUGGGGAUCAGACCAACUGUUCAAAGCCAGAGGGCUGACUGCUAUUGGCCUGAGUCAACCAUGCAGUCCCAAAACUAUGGCUGCCAGUCUGGAAAGGAGGGAAGAGGUGCCUUUGCCCAGAUGA
Messenger RNA from Coregonus sp. 'balchen', 1264 nucleotides. NCBI's taxonomy places the organism in Eukaryota, Metazoa, Chordata, Actinopteri, Salmoniformes, Salmonidae. The record is from the annotation of a GenBank genome assembly.